Messenger RNA from Telopea speciosissima, 684 nucleotides. RefSeq lists its product as uncharacterized. The transcript is spliced from 4 exons. Lineage: Eukaryota; Viridiplantae; Streptophyta; Magnoliopsida; Proteales; Proteaceae. The record is from RefSeq and is a predicted model, not a curated record. The coding region runs from base 101 to 586 and encodes 161 amino acids.
UUGGGGUAAGUGCAAGAGGGCUCUCCGGUCUCCACUCGCACUCGGCUACCAGAUUCAGCCCAGAUUGCUGCACAGGUAGCGGACACUGUAAAAAGAGAGAAUGGAUAGGGAGGAACCUUUAACGGUCAUUUGCACAGUUGUAGCUAUAGAUCCCACCAGCUUCUGCUAUAGAGUAUGCUCUGUUUGUGAUAAGACACUCCCCGAUAAGGGCCCUUCUCUGUGCCAAUUCUGCAAUAUGAAGGGCUUCAUCGCAGGCUCCUCUGAUUUCGAACGCCUCUAUCGUGUUCUUCUGUCCGUCGCAACGGAGAACAAGGUUUUUGUUGUGAUAUGCUUUGAUAGGGCAGCUCGAGUUCUGUUUGGUUGCUCUGCUGAUGAAUUCUUCGAGUUCAGCAAGCUAAACCCUCUUUCAGCUGUGGCAGCAGGCAAGGUACUAGAGGGAGAGAUGUUCCAGAUGACACUAUCCAAACCAAAGAAUGGCAAUGCCCAGUAUCUCCGAGUUGUGUCUGUCUUUCCUCUGCGCUCAGACUUUUCCCCAGCAAUCAACACCUUGAAGAAACUAUAUGGUGUUGGUGGGAGUUCCUCCUGAAUCUAGAGUCUAGCUUUUAGCGAUACCUCCGUAAACCAUGUCUUGAAAGUUGGAACCAUACUUGUUAGAAAAGAUAACUGGUGAAGAAAUGUCAGCCA